Echinostoma caproni is the source of this 540-nucleotide messenger RNA. Lineage: Eukaryota; Metazoa; Platyhelminthes; Trematoda; Plagiorchiida; Echinostomatidae. The record is from the annotation of a GenBank genome assembly.
CACCUAAAAUGUUGCGUAUAUGGUGCAACCUUGUAUUGUUAUUUGGGAUUCCGAAUUUUGUCUUCUUAUGGUAAGUGUUUAAAAUGUCCUUGCAGUUAUACAGAUAUACGUUCAUUGGAAUCCACAUUAAAAGAAAUUCACAAGAAAUGCCCCAAUGUGACAAAAGUUUACUCAAUUGGGAAUUCAGUUUUAGGGAACCCGUUAUGGGUCCUCUCACUGGGCGAUAGGCCAAAUGAACAUGAGCCUGGUGAACCAGAAGUCAAACUAAUUGCCAAUAUUCAUGGUAAUGAACCUGUCGGGAAAGAACUGCUCCUUGGACUUGCUGCGUUUCUAUGUCGAGCUUAUGGAAAGGACGAGUUUAUUACACUGCUUCUGGAUAAUACACAAAUUCAUCUUCUACCAUCCAUGAACCCCGACGGUUUCGAAAUAUCUGCUGAAGGUAGGUUUUGUCAUUGUCGCAAAAAGCAAAAUAGUGUUGGUAGAAUACGUAUGAGGAAGCGACAGUUCGAUGGUAAGCUAGUGACUGAAGGUUACAUGUUA